Molecule: messenger RNA, 962 nt
Organism: Stylophora pistillata
Lineage: Eukaryota; Metazoa; Cnidaria; Anthozoa; Scleractinia; Pocilloporidae
Product: hydroxyacyl-thioester dehydratase type 2, mitochondrial-like
Biological process (GO): fatty acid biosynthetic process
Cellular component (GO): mitochondrion
Molecular function (GO): (3R)-hydroxyacyl-[acyl-carrier-protein] dehydratase activity
Source: RefSeq, a predicted model, not a curated record
AUCAAGUAGUUGAUGGUGAUGCUCUGGUGAUGGCGAGGUCACUCGCAAAGAUGUUGAUUUCACGGCGAAAUAAUUUCUCUACAAUCACUCGAUACUUUACCGACAACUCUACGACGCAGUUUAAAGUUGGUGACGAGGUGAAAGUGCGUCGGACUGUUACUGUAGAAGAUGUGACCACAUUUGCCCAACUGACGGGUGACACAAACCCUAUCCAUUUGGAUGAACAUUUUGCAAAGAAAACCGAACUUGGACAACUUGUAGUACAUGGGGUUAUACUCAACGGAAUAGUUUCAGCUGUCCACGGCACCAAGCUCCCAGGUCCUGGAUGCAUGGUUGUGUCACAAUCUCUGAACUAUCCAGCCCCUUUAUUUCCAGGGGAAGAGGUUUUGACUCACAUUAGGGUUACCAGAUUAAGGCAUGCUAUCAUGAUUUGUGAUGUGAUCUGCACAGCAGUUCAAAGGAGGAAAGUUGUGUUAUGUGGUGAGACAAAGUUGUUACUUCCCAAGAAAGCUGGCUGAAGUGAAGUAAACAAGUGUUUUGUCGAUCACCAAGUAAAUAAGAUGUUCUCAGCUGGAAAAAGUGGCAUAUGGGAACAAAAAAUAACUACCAGGUUAUCGCAAGCAAGCUUGGCUGUCACUCAGAUCUCCUUCCCUGUCCCCUCUCAAGUUUGUAUUCCUGUUAUAUUACAUAUGCAAUGUUGUUUUUUUUGCUUCACGCAAAGAAGAACUUCGCUUGAGAUUCUGGGAACCUCAAUUGACAGGUGACAAGAUACUUCCAAGAAUGUUAAACUUCUUCCAUGAAAGGUUUGAUUUAACUGACAAUAAAUUUAACUUACUGACUUAUCCAAAGUUGCUAUGCCGUGCCAUAGUUCAAAACACGGGUGUUACCAUAGUUACGAAAACGAAGACCUUCGAAAACGAAGACCUAAGACCUAAGACCUAACUAAGACCCGGUCUUCGUUU